This is a messenger RNA of Paralichthys olivaceus (Japanese flounder), 1206 nucleotides long. Lineage: Eukaryota; Metazoa; Chordata; Actinopteri; Pleuronectiformes; Paralichthyidae. The record is from RefSeq and is a predicted model, not a curated record.
CUUAGAAGAGUUGUGAAAACAGCCAGCCCGAGGAGGGGAGUCCUGCAGUUGCGGAUGCAGCUCUCCUGUCGAGUCACAGGCCAACUCAGAUCAGCCAAGGGGGGGAGAGGGUGUGUGUGUGUGUGUGUGUGUGUGAGCGCAAGGCAUUGGGGGAAAGUGUGUGAGGACCAGAGGCUCCAAAGGACGUGACUCUCCCAGAGAGAGAGAGAGAGAGAGAGAGAGAGAGGGAAACACGCCGUCACAGGAAGGUGUCUGUCCUCACGCGUUCUGGACUCUGGAAGAGUUCGGCAGCCUCUGACAGAAGAGAGUAUUCCAAGUAUUCCAGCAGUGGAGACGAUGAUGUGCUGAAGUGGAUGAUUCUCAAAAGAGACAGAGACACAGAUUUAAAGUCCUAACUCACUUUUCUGAGACGGGGGGGGGGUUUCAAAUUCCUUCGACAAGGACAAGACUUGCAAUAAGACGUUGACUGCAGAGUGUGUGAAAAGUUUCUGCAUCACCAUGGAUCAGCCGGCCAGCAGCUGCAUGCGGAGCGCCCACCCCGGCAGUUCCAUCUGGGGCUGCAUGAGGAACCCUCACUCAGGGGUCCCAGGGGCCAACCUGCAGUCGCCCUACCAGCAGGGACCUUUCUCCCUCCACCAGAAGCCCGAGUUCCUGGCCUACACGGACUUCUCCAGCACCUGCCUGGUGCCGACCGCCCCGCACGCAGCCUACCCCCGCGACGACAGACUGUACCAGGAGAGCCAGGGCGGUUACCAGAGAGCCGAGUGGCAGUUCAACCCCUGCGAGACGCGGGUGAGAGCGCCCGAGGCCUGCCCGCCCGUCGUCGCCCCCGCCGCAGUGGUGGGGGGCGGCGGGAGCGGAGGGCCCGACCUGGACAGUGUGGGGGGAGAGAGGCUGCCAGGUGCCGUGCCCGGGUGCCUGGAGGGGGAGUACUCACCCCAGAGCGUGGCGUCGGCCGACUCGGACAAGAAGAGCUCCAAUAAGAGGAAGAGAGAUGUCACAGAUAUCCAGGAGUCCGGUUUUAAGGUGGAUUCCAGCUGCAAGGCCCGGAAAGAGCGCACGGCGUUCACCAAGGAGCAGCUGAGGGAGCUGGAGGCCGAGUUCACCCACCACAACUACCUGACCAGGCUGCGCCGCUACGAGAUCGCCGUCAACCUGGACCUCACAGAGAGACAGGUACCCGGCCUUUGAUGAGGGAUAAUUAAU